Mesocricetus auratus (golden hamster) is the source of this 2520-nucleotide messenger RNA. RefSeq names its product cold shock domain containing C2 (gene Csdc2). NCBI's taxonomy places the organism in Eukaryota, Metazoa, Chordata, Mammalia, Rodentia, Cricetidae. Bases 438 to 896 code for a protein of 152 amino acids. The record is from RefSeq and is a predicted model, not a curated record. The transcript has 5 exons. Gene Ontology annotation, cellular component: cytoplasm. Gene Ontology annotation, molecular function: mRNA 3'-UTR binding. Gene Ontology annotation, biological process: regulation of mRNA stability.
UGAGGGGCCGAGGUGCCUCCCGCACACCACACACACACACACACACACACACACACACACACAGCACAGCACACAGCACACAGGCCACUGAGUGCAGCAUCCAGACCUGACCCUUGCCAGCCAGCUCCGCGGUCCAGAGAUAGGGCGCUGCCCACUACAGGAGGCAGUGCCUGGCCCCCCCCCGCUGCCAGGGCGAGGUGAUACCCAGCAGAGGGUGCUCUGAACCUGAUGGCUGUCACAACCACUAGUCACAAGCUUGGUGCCCGGGACUCAGAGCCCUGUGAUCAAGCAGCUUGGGGGUGAUCUGCAGCAAGACGGAGUCCACAGCUGGCGAAGCCACUGAGCAGGGCAAGGCUGGGCCCUGCCCGAAGGGACCCCAGAGUCCUUCACCAGCCCCUGUGCCCCGGAGCCCACCAGGCUCUCGCGCUGGCGCCACCAUGACGUCAGAGCCACCUCCAGUGGUGCCACCUCUCCACUCCCCCAAGUCCCCCGUCUGGCCCACCUUCCCCUUCCACAGGGAGGGCAGUAGGAUCUGGGAACGUGGUGGUGGUAUCGCGCCUCGGGACCUGCCCAGCCCUCUGCCUACCAAAAGGACCAGGACAUACUCAGCGACAGCUAGAGCCUCGGCUGGCCCGGUGUUCAAGGGCGUCUGUAAGCAGUUCUCACGCUCACAAGGUCACGGUUUCAUCACCCCUGAGAAUGGCUCUGAGGACAUCUUCGUGCAUGUUUCUGACAUCGAGGGGGAGUAUGUCCCCGUGGAAGGCGAUGAGGUCACCUACAAGAUGUGUCCCAUCCCACCCAAGAACCAGAAGUUUCAGGCCGUAGAGGUGGUGCUCACCCAGUUGGCCCCCCAUACUCCACACGAGACAUGGUCUGGCCAGGUUGUGGGGUCCUAGACAGGUGGGGGACGCCCCCACGAAGAGGCAGGCAGCGGCCAGCUCUGUGCUCCCACUGCGCCGCUGACCAGCCCUUGGGCGUGCCCGUUUGUCUGUCUGUCUGUGCUCGUGGCCGUGAAUGCGUGCUUCUGCCCACCUGUGACCCGUGACUUGCGUGAUCCGGCCAGGGUCGGGUGGAGUGCAGCCACCGCCUGACUCUCCUCCAGCCCUGCCAUGGAAACACAGGACCUUCUUGCCCUCUUGCCCACCUACCUAUGUCCUAAGUCUCUGUGGGCCUGCGUCGUGUUCUUGAGAAGCCCAGGGAGGCCCUUCUCCCGUGAACCCACUCCUCACUGCUGUCCUCACACCCACUCGGCCCAGAACCUAGCCCUGUCUGCCUGUGCUCCUGUCUCCUGUGCUAGACCCGGGUGUCCGCUACAGACUCCUGAGUGCUUUGUAGGGGCCUCCAACUUUAGGAAGUGGGCAAAACAUGGAGGUUCAUGGCCAGCCCCUGCCAUAACCUGGCUCAUCUUCCUGACCCCACCCUUCUGGUGCCCUUGAGAGAACAGAGCUGAGCAGGAAGGAACGUGGGUGCUCCUGUUGUGUUGACCGGUCCUCUCUCCUCAGCCAGCAGAGGCUCUUUUGAACCCCAGGGGCCUGGGUUCCUUCCCGAGCGGGGGAGCCAAGCUCAUCCCUCCCCACGGUGAGGUAGGGACAUGUUUUCCUCCAGCUGGGACAGAACCGUCUCUGCCAUCAUGAUGCACAAACCCUGAAUGCCCCGCCCAGUGCUGGCCGUGACAGCGGCUGAGGAUGCAACUGACAUGUCUCCUCAGGCAAGGCCAGGUCCAGGCACUUAGAAUGGUCCCCAGCCAGGGAGACCACUGGCCUUGUCCCCCUCCCCAAAUUAGACCCUCUUCCCAAAGCAUUAAAAUGGCUCCUACAGAUCCCUGACAGGGCAGUAGUUGAGGUGGCUCUUAUCUUGUCCAUCCCUCGAGUGUGACUGUCCCUCUUACCUGGAGUCCCUCUGGGGCUAAGAGGCAUCCCUUCUAGAAAGUGGGAUCACAGAAGGACCUGCCCAACAGUGACCCUUUUGAGACCCAAUCUUCAAGUAAAAUGUGGGCUCAGACGAUCAGGAUGAAGGGGUCAGUGAUUGUCUAGGUGACCUUGUAGGUGUUCGGGACCACAGGGUAGAGUCAUUUGGGGUGUUUGUACCCACUUUGUCCCAGAACCUAUUGCACAGAAGUCAGCAGCCUAGAACUGCUAAAAAAUGUUGGCUAGUCCCUCACACUGGAAAAGACCUACCUAUCUGACACCCCACUGUGAACUAGGCUUCUCCAGCAAGGCCUGUCCUUGAAGAACUGUCCUCUAUCAGCUUGAGGACCUGAGUUCAAAUCUCCAAUAUGCCUGUCACCCAGCACUGGGUGACAGACAAGCAUAUCCUUGACAGGGAACUGGUUGGUACAGGUGGAUCCCAGGGCCACCCAGGCCUCCCUCCUGUGAGCAGGCCCUCUUCAGGCAUCAUUUUGAGGCUGAGUGGCAGAGGGCAUCAGGCCUCCUCUCUACUCUCAGGCCCUGCAGUACAGAGUCCUCAGCCACGGAUUACCCAUCCCCUCCUGACACUGGCAAUAAACUCAACUGUGACCCA